Zymoseptoria tritici IPO323 is the source of this 2454-nucleotide messenger RNA. RefSeq lists its product as uncharacterized. Bases 1 to 2454 code for a protein of 817 amino acids. The record is from RefSeq and is a predicted model, not a curated record. The transcript has 4 exons. Lineage: Eukaryota; Fungi; Ascomycota; Dothideomycetes; Mycosphaerellales; Mycosphaerellaceae.
AUGCGAUACGUGUCUUGGCAGGUUGGCAAUCGAGCAAACGCUGCUUCACUUGACGCACGAUGCACACUUCCCUACAACUUCACGAAUUCGACAACACCGACUUCGUUCUCACCGAGUCGAAUCAAGUCAACACAUCCUCUAUCGUCGGUUGCGCAAUCAGGCGCACACAUCGCAUCUUGGAAUAUCGAGGCAGAUCCUAUCCAUUUAACCUACGGUCAGCUCGGCGAUGGUAACAAAGCGAGCAGAGAUCAACCAGCGCAGCGAGCACUGCUUAAUGAGGCUUGCUCGCGCAGAAUUGUGCUUGCGCAGUACCAGCGCUUCCCAGAAGGAUACGAGUUCGAGCACCAUCUUGUGGGCGAGCAGAAAGCGCGCACUGUGAUCCUCCUCUCUCCGCCCGACCUUGUGGCAAUUCGUGAUGAAGAUGGAAUAUGGGCGCGCCACACACGCCAGGAAGAAGAGCAUGGCCCUCCACCGUACUCCGCGGACUUCUACUCGAUGUACCUGUACGACAGUGGACUCCCAAGCUGGUUCCUGACCAAAGACCACCGCGACAUUUCCGUCACGAACCGUGAGCAGGUCCAACUCGGCAUCCAGCACACCCCUCAUCCGCAAUACCUCGAGGUCCGAUACCCAACAACUCCAAUGCGACCCAUCGCAAACGGCGCGCCAAAUGCUUUCAAGCUCAACAUGAGCGAGGAAGAUCAGCUGAAGUUGGCACGCAACUUUCCUGUGACAAACCUGCUCAAGUCGGGCUAUCUGGUCGACGUCGUUUCUGACGGCUACGUUGUCAUCGAUCUGCCGCCAGCGCUAUCAGCGCAGCUCAAAGCCGACGAUGUUACUUGGAUCAGCAGCGAUUUCAAGUCGUCGUACAUCAUUGAAGAGCCCGCCAAUCCUCGCCACAUCCAGCUCACACGAUCGGAUCCUCAGCGCCGCCAAGAACUCAUAGAGGCUGCUGAGCGCGAUGAGCACGGUAUGCGAGUCAACCCAAAUGUGACGCCAGAAGGAGAUGGAUACUGGGACUGGCUGCAAGCAGAAGUGGACUCGGAGCGAGCCAAGGUUCUCGACAUCUUCGACCCGGCUGAGAUGGCGGCUGCUCGUCUGCGCGGCUUUUAUCGCAAAGGCAUGUCACGCACGGAGUCGCCGGCAGUCAUUUGGCGUCUCCACAAUGAGGCUGAGGUGCACAACCAAGCGGAAGUGCAUGAAGGACCACCAAUCCAGAAUCUCUGGCACUGGAAUCCAUCCCAGCAGCCGCCAGGACAAGGUGUCUGGAAGUUCGCCGAGGAGGCUGCUCGAGAGAAGGCGGCCCAGCUGUUUGGGAAUGCAGAAGAGUUCAACAUGGCUGGCAAUCCGUUUCCCGAUGCCGCGACAAUCUUCACUCUGCGUCUGCAAUUCCAAUUCCAAAUCAACAAGGGUCGAAUCCCAAGCGAAAGCGAUCCAACCCAGAGCAUCACGCUCGUGUGGGAAGUUGCAGCGCAAGCCGAUUAUCCUCCUGGUGCAGAUGUCAUCAAGACUCGAGCAGAGUCCCCCUCCGCAGACGACGCUUCUCUCGCCGACGAAUUGCCUUCACCGGAUCACGACUAUGGCUAUGACGAGCGCUCGAUGCUCCGCCACGACCCAAUGAACGGUGGCAAGCCCGGCUCUCCCAACGACCAGCGCGGAUUGAUUGGUGAGGCACACUACAUGACUGCCAACAUCCACGGCACCAUCAUCACCCUCGAUCGCUCUCCUGCGCAGCAGCACAAGCCGCAUCAGUCUCACAAGCUCCGCGUCUUCGACACCCGCUGGAACCCAUAUCAGCCCGCAGGCGAUGAGUUCGACUGGUCCGAUGCUGCCAGCAUAGUGAAGCUCAACAAGUGGCGUAACCAGAUCAUGAAUCGCCGCCAGUGGCCAAAACUUCGGGAGAUGCACAAGACGUGCACUACCGAGCAGCGCACUUGGUUACUGGAGAACGCCAAGCUGGAUCCUGGUGCAGCUCCGCAUCUCUUCAAGGACAUUGCGGACCAAUUCAACGAGCGCUUUGGUCUGUUGGGCCGUGAAGCUCGUGAUGCACGUACUAUCAACAACGUCUGCCGCCUCCUGCGCGGCCAGCAGGUCAAGGCUGAGGAAGAGGCUGACCAGCGACGAGCCGAGGUGAUGGAGCCUGAGGUGAAGAAGGCCAUGUCCAUCGAUGACAUCCUGAAGCCACAUGCCAGUGUUGAACAGCACACAGGUGUGGUCAGCAAGAAGGAUGAUGUCGCUGCAAAGCAUACUAAGGCAACGCAGGACUCGGGUUUCGGCGAUGACGGUCAGAAAGAGGAUGUGCGCAAGGGCGAUCAAGAUUGUGGAGGAGCUGUACAGGGAAAGUCUGCUGCUGCAGACCAGGACAUGAUCGAUGGAGAAGACGAUGUCGAUUCUCUCGGCAGCGAUGCCGACGCCGAUUAUGAAGACGAGGACAUGGACACGGUGUGGACUUGA